Caenorhabditis remanei is the source of this 561-nucleotide messenger RNA. RefSeq lists its product as uncharacterized. Lineage: Eukaryota; Metazoa; Nematoda; Chromadorea; Rhabditida; Rhabditidae. The transcript has 6 exons. The record is from RefSeq and is a predicted model, not a curated record. The coding region runs from base 1 to 561 and encodes 186 amino acids.
AUGCCUCGUUCUCCCAGUCGAUAUGAUAAGGACCGUCGGGAUCGUGAUCGUGACCGGCAUCGAUCUCAAAAAGAUCAUUCUAGUGAAGUGUCAAAAAUGAAGGAAAAGAUGCGUCACAAUCUGGAGACCGCCCGUUCGUCUGGAAUUUCUGAUUUUUCGAAUUUUUCCGCCCAAAAAUCACAGAAAUACGAAGAAAUGACGCCGGCGGAGCAUUUGGCGAGGACUAAAGCGAUUGAGGAGAUUGAAGAAGGCGGAUUUCAAGUGGGAACAUUCAAAAGUGGAACGACGGCGAAAAAAGACCAAAAAUCGAAAAAAGAGACGUCUCACGACGCGGCGAUUUUCGGACCUGCGUGGAAGUCGGCUGAGCAGAGAAAAGCUAUCGAAAAGAAAGAAUCCGACAUCUCCACAAUCACCCUUCCCACCGCCCCAACUCCACCAAUGAAUUCGAUGGCUCCGAUGGUUCCGAGUCAUAUGAACUCCGAGCAUAUGACAACACGAAAAGCCGAGUGGAAAGCGUAUUGGAGCACUCUCCGACACCAAUUGAUCACUGAAAAUUAUUGA